Molecule: messenger RNA, 588 nt
Organism: Arabis nemorensis
Lineage: Eukaryota; Viridiplantae; Streptophyta; Magnoliopsida; Brassicales; Brassicaceae
Source: the annotation of a GenBank genome assembly
AUGGAAAAUCCAGCCGUGAACGUAGAAGUUAACGCAAGGGUUUGGUAUCAAGAUCCGUGGAAAGGAUGCUUAAGCAAGGUGGUAAUUAGUCUAAGUCGGGAAGUUGAGGAAUUUCUCUUAGACGAGAGCGACGGUAGUGUCUCGAGUCUCCGAUCUCAUCCUUCUUCUUCUCCUCCCGAUCCGUUAAUCUCUCUCGAGUUCCAAAAUCUCAUACCAAUCUACGUCUUACGACAUCUCCGUAACCAUCUCCACGACCCUCUCUUGUUUCGACUAGUUUCUAAAAAGAUUCUUGUCGCAGCCAAAGGGAGAGACUUGUCGCGGCCAUCCUUGUUCAUGAUCAUUGCCGUCAAACUCACCCAAAAAGAGUACCUCGUUGUGCCUUCGGUAUCUGCUCCUUCGACGGCAACAGAUCCGGACCAAGAGAGCUGUGCGAUCUGUUUGGAGAACAUGUUGGAAUCGAAGACCAACCACAUCUGCCAAUUGCCUGAUUGUUCGCAUCUGUUUCAUGAACAAUGUCUCAACAAGUGGCUAGAUCGACAACAAAACUCAUGCCCUCUUUGUCGUCAAUCUGUCGACAUCUUAGCUUGA